This is a messenger RNA of Hydatigera taeniaeformis, 453 nucleotides long. Lineage: Eukaryota; Metazoa; Platyhelminthes; Cestoda; Cyclophyllidea; Taeniidae. The record is from the annotation of a GenBank genome assembly.
AUGAUUGCUUCUUUUGCUUUUAAAGGUGGAUAUUUGUAUGUCGACGAGAUACUGAAGAGCAGGCAGUUUAUUGGCGUCACUAUUUCCAAACUGGAGGAAAUUGUCAGAUGCGAUGCGAAAGGCAGAUAUGAACUCAAUCAAUCCCCUCGUAGUGGACGUCUCAGGAUUCGAGCUGUACAGGGUCACUCCGCAAAAGUUGAUGGUCUGGAUCUCACACCCAUCGUCCGUGGUGCGGUGAAAACGGCCGUCCAUGGGACUUAUCUUCGAUUUUGGCCAAGCAUCUCAAAACAGGGUCUGUCUCGAAUGUCUCGGAGUCACAUCCAUUUUGCCACAGGGGAUCCCGGAGAUGAAAGCGUAAUAUCUGACAUGCGAUCUUCCGCCCAAGUUUUGAUCUACAUCGACAUCGACGCAGCUAUUCGUGGUAAAGUAAAAGUGUGGAAUUUAGUUCAUUAA